CAGGAUCACAGACAACGCGACCUGCAACGGCGCCAGCUUGCUCCAGCAGCAAUAACAACAAUAAUAAUGCCACCAGCAGCACCAGCUUUUACAGGGUCAACCUGAGCAACACGAACAGCAGCAGCAUCAACAACAACACCAGCUGCAGCAGCAGCAACUCGAACCAGGCCAGCAACAACAAUCACCAUGAGAGCAACAGCAACAGCACCUUGGUGGUCAACACCAGCAGCACUGCAGCGGCAGGAGCAACUGCAUCAUCGGCCAGCGCCAACAACAAUCACAUCUAUGUGAACCCGCACAGCUACGACAGCAGCACCACCGGCAGCGUGAGUGGUUCCACGGCAGUGAUGCUGCCACUGCCACUGUCCCUGCCACUGAGUCUGCCGCUCAACCUGCAACACCAGCCAUCAGCAGCAGCUGGAUCGGGAUCAGGAUCAGGAUCGGGAUCAGGAUCGGGAGCCACAGGAGCAGCAACACUCGACGCGCAGCAGACACAUCCGUUGGGCGGCAGCAAUACGGGUGCCAUCAGUCGCAUUGGAACCCUGACCGGAACUGGCACCUCCACAUCCACCACCCUAAGCACCCUGAAUACAUAUCUGUUUCCCUGUGGCGCCGACUCCGCCAGCAGCUGCGAUCUGGACAGCAACUUCAGCCAGAUGCUGGGAGCCGGCAGCGAGGGUGGCGCUAGCAGUUCCCUCAGCCAGACGACGGCGCCCGCGGGUGCGGCUGCAGGAUUGGGAUUGGGCGUGCAGCUGGGACUGGGCUUCAUCAACAGUCGGCGGCGCAUCAGGCGGCUGUUUGGUGUGGGAGACAUGGUGCCGCCGGUGGCCACGCCCACACCGUAUGCAGCCGCCCUCAGACGGCGCAGUUCGCAGUUGGUGCAAAUGACCAAGAAGCGGGAGAAAGAACUGGAGGAUCUGGAGCAGCAGCAGCGAAUAGCCACGGUGGCCUCGGCGAAUGCCGCCUUCCUGGAGCGCCGCGAGCAGCAGCAACAGCAGCAGCAGCAACAACAUCUGCAACAGACGCAGCAGCAGCAGCAGCAACAUCUGCAGUUCGCCUUUAAUCCCUUGCAACCGGAGGCUGGGAAAAAGAAGAAAAAGAAGCCACCUGGACCGCCGGCGCACACGAGACAGCAAUCGUCGCGCACCAUGGACGAUCCCAUGAUGAAUCGACCCAGGAAGAGCACACCAGCGGCCAGCAAGAAGAAGGACAAGGGACCGGAGAACCCCUAUGAGAAGUCUUUGCCCAAAUUGAGCAGUCAAGACGAAGAAGGGGGGGCUGGUCAUGGCUUUGGUGGCGGACCGCAACACUUUGAACCCAUUCCUCACGAUCAUGAUUUCUGCGAAAGAGUCGUUAUAAAUGUAAGCGGAUUAAGGUUUGAGACACAACUACGUACGUUAAAUCAAUUCCCGGACACGCUGCUUGGGGAUCCAGCUCGGAGAUUACGGUACUUUGACCCGCUUAGAAAUGAAUAUUUUUUUGACCGUAGUCGACCGAGCUUCGAUGCGAUUUUAUACUAUUAUCAGAGUGGUGGCCGACUACGGAGACCGGUCAAUGUCCCUUUAGACGUAUUUAGUGAAGAAAUAAAAUUUUAUGAAUUAGGUGAUCAAGCAAUUAAUAAAUUCAGAGAGGAUGAAGGCUUUAUUAAAGAGGAAGAAAGACCAUUACCCGAUAAUGAGAAGCAGAGAAAGGUCUGGCUGCUCUUCGAGUAUCCAGAGAGUUCGCAAGCCGCCAGAGUUGUAGCCAUAAUUAGUGUAUUUGUUAUAUUGCUAUCAAUUGUUAUAUUUUGUCUAGAAACAUUACCCGAAUUUAAGCAUUACAAGGUGUUCAAUACAACAACAAAUGGCACAAAAAUCGAGGAAGACGAGGUGCCUGACAUCACAGAUCCUUUCUUCCUUAUAGAAACGUUAUGUAUUAUUUGGUUUACAUUUGAACUAACUGUCAGGUUCCUCGCAUGUCCGAACAAAUUAAAUUUCUGCAGGGAUGUCAUGAAUGUUAUCGACAUAAUCGCCAUCAUUCCGUACUUUAUAACACUAGCGACUGUCGUUGCCGAAGAGGAGGAUACGUUAAAUCUUCCAAAAGCGCCAGUCAGUCCACAGGACAAGUCAUCGAAUCAGGCUAUGUCCUUGGCAAUAUUACGAGUGAUACGAUUAGUUCGAGUAUUUCGAAUAUUUAAGUUAUCUAGGCAUUCGAAGGGUUUACAAAUAUUAGGACGAACUCUGAAAGCCUCAAUGCGGGAAUUAGGUUUACUUAUAUUUUUCUUAUUUAUAGGCGUCGUACUCUUCUCAUCGGCGGUUUAUUUUGCGGAAGCUGGAAGCGAAAAUUCCUUCUUCAAGUCCAUACCCGAUGCAUUUUGGUGGGCGGUCGUUACCAUGACCACCGUUGGAUAUGGUGACAUGACACCCGUCGGCGUUUGGGGCAAGAUUGUGGGAUCACUUUGUGCCAUUGCUGGCGUGCUGACCAUCGCACUGCCGGUGCCGGUCAUCGUCAGCAAUUUCAACUACUUCUAUCACCGCGAAACGGAUCAGGAGGAGAUGCAGAGCCAGAACUUUAAUCACGUUACUAGUUGUCCAUAUUUGCCAGGUACAUUAGUAGGUCAACACAUGAAGAAAUCAUCGUUGUCUGAGUCCUCAUCGGAUAUGAUGGAUUUGGACGAUGGUGUCGAGUCCACGCCGGGAUUGACAGAAACGCAUCCUGGACGCAGUGCGGUGGCUCCAUUUUUGGGAGCACAGCAGCAGCAGCAGCAGCAACAACCGGUAGCAUCCUCACUGUCGAUGUCGAUCGACAAGCAGCUGCAGCAUCCACUGCAGCAGCUGACGCAGACGCAACUGUACCAACAGCAGCAACAGCAGCAGCAAAACGGGUUCAAGCAACAGCAGCAGCAACAGACGCAGCAGCAACAGCAGCUGCAGCAGCAACAGUCCCACACAAUAAACGCAAGCGCAGCAGCGGCAACCAGCGGCAGCGGCAGUAGCGGCCUCACCAUGAGGCACAAUAAUGCCCUGGCCGUUAGUAUCGAGACCGACGUUUGACUACUGGUGCAAAAGACGUUGCGUGGUAUAAUUUUGGCCUUGACAGGAGUUACGUUGGAUGCCAGAAACGACUACAAAAGCUGUUUAUAUUUAAUUUAAGUAGAACAAAUAACAAAAACAAAUUUAAUCUAUUGCUAAAUUAAAUUAAAUCUAAAUUAAAUCCUAAAUUAAUUUAAUUAAAUUAUACAUUUAAUUAUAAAGAACACAAAAACAAAAUUCAAAUCCAAGCCAGAGAAAACCAAAGAAACAAGCAAGAAAUGAACGAUAUGAGAGUUCCAAUAAAUUCGAGUAGUAAGGCAUAAACCAAAAAAACCAAAAAUUAAUGAACAUUGACAAAUAACACUACAAAACAGAAGAAGGGAUAUUAAAGCAACAGCAUCGAAGAGGUGAUGGCGGAAUUUAAUCAAAUUUGCAACAACCAAAGCUGAAUAACAACGCGAUCAAGCUGCAAGAGCAAGUGGAAACUGUAAAUAAUGCAAUAAAAUCACAAAGCUCACAUGCCAUUAGCCAUUUAGCAAGCAUAAUACUCGUACAGUGGAAAGGCUUUAGAACUCAAACUACAAACUGCAAAGGACGAACAAUGAAGCCAAGCACAGUGAAGCAAGUCCACAUAUUGAGGGAUGUCCCUUUGAAGAGCUGAAAUAAAAGAGACAGUCACCGAACAGACACACAGAUACACAGACACACACAUUAUUACACGCAUUACUAAAAAGUAUAGUAAAACUGCCGUUAUAUUUAACUGAAAAGUAACAAAGAAGAACCAUAAACUAAAGUAAAACCAACAUGUAUAGUCAUCAAGCGAAACCCGAGGCAAUAUCUGCUUUUUAAAUGUGACAGGAAAUACUAUCGUGUAACUAACUUAGACAGCAGGCCAUUUAACUGAACUACUCGAUAACUGAACUAACCAAACUAAGCAUAUACACACACACAUACCUAUAUGUGAUAGAUGUACUAUGUGUGUAACCUAAACAAUAUCGUUCGUAACACUACUCAAGACCCUUUGUUUUUUGACUAAAACUUAAGAGAUAUCCAGAACCCUCCACCUAUGCCCACCCAGCCCACUUCAAACCUCUCUAACCUGAACACAUAUUAACUAACUGAACCCAUGUCAGAUAUCAGCUAUAACUUCUGCUUCGAUCCCCCCGAAUUAAAACGAAAUAAAAAGUACAAAUAUUCAACUAAACGCAAAGCAAACGCGAAACAACUAACGCUCUCGUCAAAUAUUACGAUUGCUGAAAGGAAUUUCGAAGACAGGUAAAGGCGAAACGACUGCAAUUUAACUACAAGACCGAACGAACAUUAAUGGAAACAUCCAAUGGAGAUUGCUCGUAUUCCCCAGUCACAGAUCCGCUCAAUCACAAUAAAUAAUAUCAGAAAGCAAAAGAUAAGGUGGCGACAAGAGAUACAACAAAACCGAAAACGCUCUUAUGAUUUUUGUAAUGAAUGCAAACUAUAUAUGACAAGAAGACAAG
Molecule: messenger RNA, 4504 nt
Organism: Drosophila santomea
Lineage: Eukaryota; Metazoa; Arthropoda; Insecta; Diptera; Drosophilidae
Gene: shaker
Product: potassium voltage-gated channel protein Shaker
Exons: 12
Coding region: 348-3032 (894 amino acids)
Biological process (GO): potassium ion transmembrane transport; protein homooligomerization
Cellular component (GO): voltage-gated potassium channel complex; membrane
Molecular function (GO): delayed rectifier potassium channel activity; protein binding
Source: RefSeq, a predicted model, not a curated record